This is a messenger RNA of Musca vetustissima, 1941 nucleotides long. RefSeq names its product serologically defined colon cancer antigen 8 homolog. The transcript is spliced from 6 exons. The coding region runs from base 20 to 1714 and encodes 564 amino acids. The record is from RefSeq and is a predicted model, not a curated record. Gene Ontology annotation, cellular component: centrosome; centriole. NCBI's taxonomy places the organism in Eukaryota, Metazoa, Arthropoda, Insecta, Diptera, Muscidae. Gene Ontology annotation, biological process: centrosome cycle; tube formation; establishment of cell polarity.
UUGCAACAGAAUCAAUUCCAUGAAACCUUUAAAAGGUGGCGGCAUUAAUAAGAAAUCGAAAGCCAUGGAUUACACCAAUUAUGCGUACAAUGAGGCGGUCGGGCGCCUGAAGUUGAUGUUGGCCUCUGACUCAUAUUCACCAUCGAAAACGGCCAGCAGUUCGUAUUUGAGGAAUAUCAAUGAUGAUGUUUCGGCGGAUAAUUAUUCGGAUAAUAUGUCGACCAUUGAUCGGCCCGUCUAUGCUGAUAUAUCCAAAUAUCUCUCACCGAGCCAGAAAAAUCGUCUGGGAACCACAGUAACAGGUGGAGGUUUUCGGGCAAGGAAGGCUCUCAGCGGCUUUAGUUCAGCAUCGAAAGAGAAUUUAGCCGCCCCUUCGACAUUCACAGUGGCGGCCACUAAACCUCAUACCACACCACCCACUGACAGCGUCCAGGCUCCGGUGGAAAUUUUCAAUUUUAUUGAAAAACAAGAGGAUUAUAUUGAGCAGCUGGAGAAGGAAUCGAAAUAUUGUCGCAAUGAAUUGACCAACCUGCUGGGCAAGGUUAAGGAUGUGAUCAAUGAAAAUGAACAGUUGACCGAUAUUGCUCGCACCGAGUUGGGGAAUUUGGGCAAGACGAGUGGGGAUAAAUCUAACACCAGUCCCUCAUCUGAUUCUGAUGAUAUCUAUGGAAAAUCCAAAUCGGUGACACCUCGGAAAAAGGAGGUGAAGAGUCCCCGAUAUGCUGCUGCCCCCAAUAUUGUCUAUGAGGCGAGGAUAAGUGAAUUGGAAGCGGAUCUAAUGCAGGCUCAAAUCGAUUUGAAACGUCUCAAGACGGAAAAUGAGGACUUGAAGAAAAAAUUGGCACGAAGUGACCCUUUGGCCAUGGUUAGCACCACCUCAAAUGCAGGACAAAAUUGUGAAAUACAUCGCAAACAAAUUGAUAUGCUGCAAAAGGAUAAGUCCACCUUGGAGGAGACAAUACGCCAUUUGCAAAAAUCCCUAGACGAGGCUAAGUCCGCACAAUACUCUCAGAAUUCCCAGAAGCGUUACAUCAACGAUUUGGUACAAAUGGAACGUUCUCAGGCCGAAAUGGAGGUACGACACUUACGUGACGAACUCGAUCGUCAACAUGAACGUGUUCGGGAAUUACAAAUGGAAAUGGCUCGACGUGUGGCCGAAGAACGUUCCAAUGCCGAGAGACGUUAUAACAACCAAGUUGAUCAGCUGGGUGGUGAUUUGAGUAGCCAAUGGGAACAGGUUGCCAAACUGCAAUUGGAGCUGGAACGUCAGAAGCGCAUUGAAGGUGACAUGAAACGUGAUUUGGCCAAUCGCAAUUCUCAAAUUGAGGAAUUGAAAAUGGAGCUGCGUUCCAAUCGCUCCACAUUUUUGGCCGAUAUGGCCCAGGUCAAUGCUGAGAAACAAUCAUUGGAACAGGAGAUAACAGCAUUGCGUUUGCAGCUGGAUCGUGCCUUGCGUGAGAAUAAAACCGAGGCGGCACGUUUAAAUGCCGAGAUAAAUUCUCUGCGUCAACGUCUGGAUCGUGCCGAUGCUGAUUUGUUGCAUUCCAAGCGGGAAGUGUUGCGUUUGAACGAUGAAAUUGCCAGUUUGGAAAAGGAGUUGGCCUAUGGUGAAAUGAAAAAUGAAAUACGCCCCACCAAAAAAGAUUUGGAUAAACGAAUUUCCGAAAUGCAAGAAAAGCAUGAACGGAAAUAUCUUCAUUACAAUCAAAUGUAGAAUAUUUAACAAAUCGUAUGAUGAGCAAUGAUCGUAUUGGUAAAUUAGACAAUACACCGACAUCAUACGACAGUUUACCAUCAGCAGGCAAAGCCUCUCUCGACUACAAGCCGACCACAUUUGGCACAACCGACAACACUCCACGACCAACAACAACAACAACCCUUGCCACAGACGACUACAGUGGCAAAACGAAUCCCUACACCUAUGACUCCAUAUUGGGUAAA